AUAAUGUUAAAGUCAAUAAACAUAAUUUUUGUUGAAAAUGUCUGAUAUUAAAGUUUUAAAAGUUGUGAAUUCAUCUCAAGCAAUUUUAAGGCCCUAUAGUACAUACUGAUUUUUUGCAUCUAUUGAUAAAUGAAAAAACAUUUUUGGUUAUAUUUAGUAAAUGAUGAAUUGUUUAAUAGAGCGAGAAAAUUUUUGUUGAUUUAUAGAACUAGAAGUCUUCACUAAGAAUCAAAAACUAUUAGUUACUGACAUAUAUGUCAUAGUAGAUAUAGUAGUGUAAUAUAUAGUAUACCACAUAAUGGUUCUUCAUGCUGUUGUGGGACCUGAUAAUUUGGUACAUGUAACAGGGUUAUUGCCCAUUGAUAAAACUUCAACUGUUCCGAAAAUUAUUCAAGGUGGUCUAGAAGAACAAUUCGAUCAAGUUAUGAUGUAUUUAAAAGCUAUUUUAGAAACUGCAGGUUCUUCUCUAGAUAAUAUUGUUAAGACUAGAUUGAAUUUAAAGAACUUAAAUGAUAGUAAACUUCUGAACGAAUAUUAUAAAAAAUAUUUUAAUGCUCCAUAUCCUGCUAGAUUUUAUAUACAAUGUAAUGAAAUAGCUGUAGGUAGUCUUCUACAGUUGGAAGCAGUUGCAGUAGUUGGAACAAUAAAAAAAUCAAUAAUAGAGACAGAUGUAAACUAAUAUUUAUCAAAAUUUAACAUAAAUGAAAACAAAAAUAUAAUGGUAAUUACUUGAAGUCAUAACAAAAUUCAUAGUUAGGUGGAUCAUCAGGUACAGGUGGAGGAUCUUGAGGAAUGUCUACACCAACACCUUCUGCAUCUAAUAAUCUCAACUUUAUUUCCAUUGAUAGUAAUGUUUCUAAGUCAUUUUCAGCUUCUUUACUAGUCAUCUUAUUACCUAUAAAAUAUCAAAAUAAUGAAUCAUAUAAUUCAAGUAA
Daktulosphaira vitifoliae (grape phylloxera) is the source of this 935-nucleotide messenger RNA. Its product is annotated as rutC family protein UK114-like. Gene Ontology annotation, cellular component: mitochondrion; cytosol. Lineage: Eukaryota; Metazoa; Arthropoda; Insecta; Hemiptera; Phylloxeridae. The transcript has 6 exons. Bases 299 to 679 code for a protein of 126 amino acids. The record is from RefSeq and is a predicted model, not a curated record. Gene Ontology annotation, molecular function: deaminase activity.